AUGGACGAGUACCUCUACCACUCGCUCCUCCUCUCCGUGGCCGCCGUCGCGCUGCUGCAGCUCGUGAAGCUGACCCUGCGGCCGAGGGCGCCGCGGCUGCCGCCGGGGCCGUGGAUGCUGCCGGUGAUCGGCAGCAUGCACCACCUCGUCAACGUGCUGCCGCACCGCGCGCUGCGGGACCUGGCCGCCGCGCACGGGCCCCUCAUGAUGCUGCGGCUCGGGGGGACGCCGCUCGUGGUGGCGUCGUCCAAGGAGACGGCGCGCGCGGUGCUCAAGACCCACGACACCAACUUCGCCACGCGCCCCAAGCUGCUCGCCGGCGAGAUCGUCGGCUACGACUGGGCCGACAUCCUCUUCUCGCCCUCCGGCGACUACUGGCGCAAGCUCCGCCAGCUCUGCGCCGCCGAGAUCCUCAGCCCCAAGCGCGUGCUAUCCUUCCGCCACAUCAGGGAGGACGAGGUGGCGCUAAAGCUCGAGGAGAUCCGCGCGGCGGGGCCGUCGGCGCCGGUGAACCUGAGCGUGAUGUUCCACAGCCUCACCAACAGCAUCGUGUCGCGGGCGGCGUUCGGCAAGAAGCGGAGGAACGCGGCGGAGUUCAUGGCGGCCAUCAAGGCCGGCGUCGGCCUGUCGAGCGGCUUCAACAUCCCGGACCUGUUCCCGACGUGGACCACCGUGCUGGCCAAGGUCACCGGCAUGAAGCGCAGCCUCCAUGACAUCCACCGGACGGUGGACUCCAUCCUGCAGGAGAUCAUCGACGAGAGGAAGGCCGUCCUCGAGGAGAAGGUCAGGAGCGGCGCCGGGAACGCCGAGGAGAACCUCGUCGACGUGCUCAUCGGCCUGCAGGAGAAAGGCGGCUUCGGCUUCCACCUCAACAACAGCAGGAUCAAGGCCAUCAUACUGGACAUGUUCGCCGGCGGGACGGGGACGUCGGCGUCGGCGAUGGAGUGGGGGAUGUCGGAGCUGAUGCGGAACCCGGCGGUGAUGAAGAAGCUGCAGGGGCAGAUCCGGGAGGCGUUCCGGGGGGAGGCGGUGGUGACGGAGGCCGACCUGCAGCAGCAGGCCGGCAACCUCCGGUACCUGAAGCUGGUGAUCAAGGAGGCGCUGCGGCUGCACCCGCCGGCGCCGCUGCUGGUGCCGCGGGAGAGCAUCGAGGCGUGCGAGCUGGACGGGUACACGAUCCCGGCAAAGUCCCGUGUCGUCAUCAACGCGUUCGCCAUCGCCCGCGACCCCAGGUACUGGGACGACGCCGAGGAGUUCAAGCCAGAGCGGUUCGAGGCGGGCACCGUCGACUUCACGGGCAGCAGCUACGAGUUCCUGCCGUUCGGGUCCGGCCGGAGGAUGUGCCCCGGCUUCAACUACGGGCUCGCCAGCAUGGAGCUCGCGCUGGUCGGGAUGCUCUACCACUUCGACUGGUCGCUGCCGGAGGGCGUCGAGGAGGUGGACAUGGAGGAGGCGCCCGGCCUCGGCGUGCGCCGCCGCUCGCCGCUGAUGCUGUGCGCCACUCCGUUCGUCCCGGUCGCCGUGUCUACGGAGUAGCCUUCUUACCUUGGCCUAGACAUGCAGGUCGCCGCGGCGCAUGCA
Panicum hallii is the source of this 1581-nucleotide messenger RNA. RefSeq names its product premnaspirodiene oxygenase-like. The transcript is spliced from 3 exons. Bases 1 to 1536 code for a protein of 511 amino acids. Gene Ontology annotation, molecular function: heme binding; oxidoreductase activity, acting on paired donors, with incorporation or reduction of molecular oxygen; iron ion binding. The record is from RefSeq and is a predicted model, not a curated record. Lineage: Eukaryota; Viridiplantae; Streptophyta; Magnoliopsida; Poales; Poaceae.